Nilaparvata lugens (brown planthopper) is the source of this 2806-nucleotide messenger RNA. RefSeq lists its product as uncharacterized. Gene Ontology annotation, cellular component: Golgi membrane. Gene Ontology annotation, molecular function: beta-1,3-galactosyl-O-glycosyl-glycoprotein beta-1,3-N-acetylglucosaminyltransferase activity. NCBI's taxonomy places the organism in Eukaryota, Metazoa, Arthropoda, Insecta, Hemiptera, Delphacidae. The record is from RefSeq and is a predicted model, not a curated record. Gene Ontology annotation, biological process: protein O-linked glycosylation via N-acetylgalactosamine. The transcript has 13 exons. The coding region runs from base 504 to 2426 and encodes 640 amino acids.
UUAAAAAAUACUUAACCUCAAACAUCCAAACCAAACCAAAAUAAUUAAUUACUGUAUUAUUAUUAUUAUUUAUCAUUUUUUGUUAAGAUGUUUAUAAAUCUAUUAUCAAUAAACGUUGACUAAUCACACAUUGUAUUCAUAAUUUUAUUUUGAUACCUAAUUGAAGCUUGAAAAUCAAUCUACUGGAUAAAAGUAACUUUCAUUCUCUCAUCAUCUUCAGCUUCUCCACAAGCAGAAUAUUGGGAAAAUUUUGUAAAUAUGCACUCCUUUAUGAAUAUCCACUCAAGGUUUGUGGUUGGCGUAUCAACAUUUGUGGUGGCUUUCAUACUGGUAGCCUUGGUUCAGUACUGGCUGGGACACAUUUCCGAGGUUGAUGCCGAUGGAGAAGGAGGAUGUACCAUGAAUGACACAUUAUCAUCAUUAUCUACCACUGAAGAUGACCGGGAGCCUCAAGAAGUGAUAGAAAUUUCGGAAAUUUUGCCCAAUUGCGGCAUACCGACAGAAUGUCCUCCGGACACUUUUCCGGUGCACAUCUACACCGGCCAGGACAAGGACGACAGACCCAAACUGUGCGUUCUGGGAAAAUAAUGAUUGAGAACGUCUGGUUCAAUUCAUUUGCAUUUGACGGCAGUGUGAUAAGCGGGAACAUGGCGACGAGCGGUGGUGGCGGGGGAGGGCGGGGCCUGAACGUGGCCUUGGUGGAGACGCGACACAUGAGCAUUGUCUCGGUGCAGAACUUCGACCUCUACAGUCAGAACAGCUCGGCGCUCGAGUCCUGGCUGGACGAGCGAGUGAGAGAGCGUGAUAUCAUCAUCGCUUUCACUUUCGACGAGGCCUCCAAGGAGCUCAGCAAGAAGGCCAAGGCCUCGCUCUACAAGCUCGGGAGCGGCAAAAUCCAAGACUUGCAGUUCAGAUCUCAGUGGUACAUGAUCUCACAAAAAGGCAUCAAAGGCUUCACAGCUCUGGAGCGGCUGACCUUCGCCAAGAAUGAUCACUGGGGUGAAGCCAUCGACGAGAGGAUGUGUGUUCCCAAGCAAAUACCUUCAGUGGCCAUCACUCCUGAUCCAUAUCCGAGGAAGAACACCGUUCGGGAGAAAGUAUGCCGUGAAGUGAUUCAACUUCAGUGUACAGACUUUUGUGCAGCUGACAGCCAGCACGAAGUGUUUUCGCCGGCAUUGUUGACGAAUCGCAGCCUGAUUGGUAACCCUGUCUUCUCGAGUCCCAUUGUGGUGGUGGGCUCGCCACAGCUCAGUUCAUUAGUGCUGACGUUGCAAAGUCUCGUUCAUCAGCCUGGCAUACAUGCGCCCAGUGUGCUCGUUGUCUAUGGCCAAGGUCAAACUCAAGAUCAAACUAGUUUCAAAGGUCAAACCAGGUUUCAAGGACAUAUACAAGCUCAAGGCCGCAGCGACUACUCAACAGCAGCUAACUUGUUGAACGGUCAAGGUCAUCCUAAAGGUCAAGCUCAACCCCAAGGUGAUAGGAAGUCUCAAGGUCACAGCGACUAUUCUACAGUCAUCAAUCUGUUCUCCUUUCAGGCAGUGCCUGUCAAUGUUACCUCGGAUGACACUAGGGAUUACAUACGGAAGGGUGUUGAAACUGCGAAAGAGCGUUUUCCAAAUAAGAAAUACGUGAUUGUGAUCGAAGAGGGUGUUAUAGUGUCUCCUGACUUUCUGCACUAUAUGGCACAAAUGGUGUCAGUUUUGGAAAAAGAUACAACAGUUCUGGCUAUUUCCGCAUGGAAUCCGAAUGGUUAUGUAAAUGUGUCGAGUAAUCCGUACUUGGCAUACAGGAGUGAGGACCGCCCUCAAUAUGCUUACAUGGUGCCUUUCAAUGCCUUCUACGCCAAUAAACUCACUCAAAACUGUUCAAAACAAUCUCAUCGCGAAACGUCCAGCAACUCCUCAGAAGCUGUUGAUAUAAUUUAUCCCGAAGUAUCACGGGUGCUAAAAAGACCGUUGGAUAUACUUCUUAGUGGCAAACCAUACGCCUACCAUUUGGACAUUCCACGCUCCACUAACAUAGACCCAGCAGUGUGGAUAGAGAAGCCUGAAUGCAUGAUUAUGGACCGCUAUGUAGAGCAUUUGGAGUCGUUUCUUAAUCAAAGCAGAGAGUUUGUGAUUGCCAAUGAAGAUAUUGCAAGUUGUCCAUCCAACUUUCCCAUUUCAAAUAUCCUAUUCAACGAUAUGAGAAACCACUCGAUCAUUACCAUGUAUUACAAAGAGUCGAACAGUGAUAAUCACACCGUUCUAAGAGCUCUAGCUGGCUGUUUCGGGUUGAGAUUUCCCAGCGACAAUAAUCCAACACCUCCGGGCCUUUUUAGAGGCAUUCUUAGGUUCACAUUCAACAAUAGACAUGUGAUGCUGAUCGAAUCCAAAUCUCAAUUUUAUAAGCCGAAACAAAAUAUCGUUGAAAAUAAAUCCAUGUGAAGAUGAGAUUUCUCCUAUUGUCUCAUGCAAGUACAGUACUACACAAUUAUAAAUAACUUGAUAUUUUAAAGUUUCUGAUGAGAAUUGAAAAUAGUGUGAUAUCUCGUUUUUUAUUUUUCAAUGAAUCCUACAAAUUCUUGAUUUCUGGUAUAAAAAUAUUAUUGAACUGGACAUUUUUUAGAUUGUGUGAAAGUGGAUACCUAAUCUUAUUUCGGACUAUUUUAUUCUUUACAAAUUUGGGUGAGAAAUAUUUCAAUGUCCACCUUCCUUCUCUCCCAAUGAUUCCAAUGAUAAUUGUACAAUAAUGAAAAAUAACUAAAUAAAUCAUCGUUUUUUAUAAAUAUUGUGUAUUUUUGUUAGCUUCAAUAGACUAACAAAUU